This is a messenger RNA of Triticum aestivum (bread wheat), 2085 nucleotides long. RefSeq names its product universal stress protein PHOS34. The coding region runs from base 1198 to 1803 and encodes 201 amino acids. The transcript has 6 exons. NCBI's taxonomy places the organism in Eukaryota, Viridiplantae, Streptophyta, Magnoliopsida, Poales, Poaceae. The record is from RefSeq and is a predicted model, not a curated record.
AGGAGUACACGCCGCUGCGCUUCCAUUCCAUUCCAGACCCGUCGACAGACCGCGCGGACUGUGUAGCGUGUCGCGGGAGAGAAGCCCAAAGCUUUGGCGGAGCCAUGGCGGAGGGAACGGGAGCGACGGCGGCUUCAGGGUCGGCAGCGGGCAAGAUGACGAUGGUGGUCGGGGUGGACGAGAGCGAGCACAGCUACUACGCGCUGCAGUGGACGCUCCUCCACUUCUUCUCCCCGGGCCAGCAGCAGCAGUACCGCCUCGUCGUCGUCACGGCCAAGCCCACCGCCGCGUCCGCCGUCGGCCUCGCCGGACCAGGUGCCGCGGACGUGCUGCCGUUCGUUGAGGCGGACCUGAAGCGGAGCUCGCUGCGCGUCAUCGACAAGGCCAAGGAGCUCUGCGCGCAUGUGAGCGAUGCUGUCUUUGAAGUGGUGGAAGGGGAUGCGAGGAACGUCCUCUGCGAGGCGGUGGAAAGGCAUCACGCAGAGAUGUUGGUCGUGGGCAACCAUGGCUACGGAGCAAUCAAAAGGGCUGUUCUCGGAAGUGUGAGCGAUUACUGCACCCACCACGCGCACUGCACUGUGAUGAUUGUGAAGAAACCAAAGCACAAGCACUGAGCAAUGCCCAGCCUUGACUCUUCGCUGAACCCAGUUUGUGCAUCUUUGUGAAUUUGUGCAUCUUUGUGAAUAAAUGGAUCGCAGAUGUCAGAGUUCGCAACUUCAGAAGUUCAGAGUGGUGAACUCCUGCAAGUAGCAGACAAUAUCCUAGUACAUGCUACAUGUGGAUUCUUGAUUGAUAUGGUGAAUAACUGAUGAUGUGCCUCAUCAGAACAGUGUUAUUUGUUAUGCAGAUGCAUCAAUUGCACGAAUCCUGUAUGUGUAUGUAAUCAAGACUGCAAGUUCCUUGCAGUGGACACGUGUGUUUGCUUCUUAUCGAAGUGUGAUUUGUAAAUGUAUGCUUCUUCUGUUCAGAUUUUUUAAUCCCCUUGCAAAAGGAGACUAAAAAAAAGGGAACAAAAUUUGAUAGCCACAGGACACGGAGGCAACCUGCGCGCUUCCCGCGCUCCGUGUCCUCCUCCCAGCCGCUAGCCCCAUUUCCCAGAGGUACAAACCGUCCGCUCAAUCAGCUGCUUCCCUUCUUUUCUUGUUCAUCAUCAGAGCCAGCCAAGUUCAGGCCACUAGGUAACUGGCUCGAGGGAACAUGGCGGCGGAGGGAGAGGCCCUCAUGGCAGCGGAGAGGGCAGAGACGUCGACUGCACCGGCGGUGGCGACGGAAUCAGGAGCAAACGGGAAACCGGCGGCGAGCGGGAAGCCAGCGAUGGUGCUGGGGAUCGACGAGAGCGAGCACAGCUACUACGCGCUGGAAUGGACGAUCCACCAUUUCUUCGCCCCCGGCCAGCCGCAGCAGUACCACCUCAUCGUGGUCAGCGCCAAGCCCCCUGCCUCCUCCGUCAUCGGCAUUGCCGGCAUAGGCACGGCGGAGCUGCUCCCGAGGGUGGAGCUCGACCUCAAGCGCGCCUCCGCCAGAGUCAUCGACAAGGCCAAGGAGCACUGCUCACAUGUGACCGAUGUCAGCUAUGAAGUGAAAGAGGGCGACGCGAGGAAUGUGCUGUGCGAGGCAGUUGAGAGGCACCAUGCAGACAUGCUGGUUAUGGGCAGCCAUGGCUACGGUGCUUUCAAGAGGGCCGUCCUUGGGAGCGUGAGCGAUUACUGCACUCACAACGCGCACUGCACCGUGAUGAUAGUGAAGAAACCAAAGCACCAUAAGAAGCAUGAACAAUUGGGGUUCCACAGAAAGGAGGCUUGAAAAAGUUUUUAAGGCCCUUAGGUUAGAGAUAGAUAUGAAAGAGGUUUAGGCAUGUGUGUUCAAGUAUUAACCGAUUGCCUUGUAGAUCAAUAUGUGGUCUCAUCGCGAACUGAGCUAAACUCAGAUGGUUAGGUUCCUUGUGUUGGAACCAACCCAAUAGGGGUCAACUCCUAGACUUGGCACUAGUUGUCGCAUUUUUCUGAAUUUAUUGCAGGCCUUGCGAUAAUGCGCGUUCAGUGAGAGUCAUUACGAAGGUGCAUGCGGUGACUUUAUCAAUCUCAA